AUGCCUCUUCAACCGCGCAUGGACGACCACCUCAGCCUCCUGCAAUCACCCCCGCCGAGCGCGACCAAAACCCGGGGCGACAACCUGGUGAACCACGGAUACACCGAGACAGAAGCCGACGUGAUGACGGUUGUGGCGUGUGACAACAUGCUAGAAGAGUCGGCGGCUCUGCCGGGCCACCACUCUCUGGACAGAUAUGAACCGGAUCACGAAUGCUGCGAGAGGGUCGUCAUCAACAUCUCAGGGUUACGCUUCGAGACGCAGCUCAAGACCCUCUCCCAGUUUCCAGAGACUCUGCUGGGGGACCCCAAGAAGAGGAUGAGGUACUUUGAUCCUCUCAGGAACGAGUACUUUUUUGAUCGAAACAGACCCAGCUUUGAUGCCAUUUUGUAUUACUACCAGUCCGGCGGGCGCAUCAGAAGACCCGUAAAUGUGCCCAUUGACAUUUUCUCUGAGGAGAUCCGCUUCUAUGAGCUGGGUGAGGAGGCUAUGGAGAAGUUCAGGGAGGAUGAGGGCUUCAUAAAGGAGGAGGAGCGGCCGUUGCCAGAGAAUGAAUUUCAAAGACAGGUGUGGCUGCUUUUUGAAUACCCAGAGAGCUCGGGUCCCGCACGGGGCAUCGCGAUAGUGUCCGUCCUGGUCAUUCUCAUCUCCAUUGUCAUCUUCUGCUUAGAGACACUGCCGGAGUUCAGGGACGAGAACAGGGAUCCGAUCACCAUUGCACCUGUGAUUAAUGGCACACUCACAUAUUUCAUCAGCCCCUUCUCAGACCCGUUCUUUGUGGUGGAGACGUUAUGUAUCAUUUGGUUCUCCUUCGAGCUGCUGGUGCGCUUCUUUGCAUGCCCGAGUAAAGCAACGUUUUCCAAAAACAUCAUGAACAUUAUUGACAUUGUGGCCAUCAUCCCCUAUUUCAUCACCCUGGGCACAGAGCUGGCAGAGAGGCAGGGGAACGGACAGCAGGCCAUGUCGUUAGCCAUUCUGCGCGUAAUUAGGCUUGUUCGGGUAUUUCGCAUCUUCAAACUCUCGCGUCACUCCAAAGGGCUCCAGAUUUUAGGACAGACUCUGAAGGCCAGCAUGCGUGAGCUGGGCCUCCUUAUCUUCUUUUUGUUUAUCGGUGUCAUCCUCUUCUCCAGUGCUGUCUACUUUGCUGAGGCAGACGACCCAGAAUCGGGUUUCAACAGCAUUCCGGACGCAUUCUGGUGGGCUGUUGUCACCAUGACCACCGUAGGCUAUGGGGACAUGCACCCCGUGACAAUCGGGGGAAAAAUUGUGGGGUCUCUGUGCGCAAUCGCUGGUGUGCUGACUAUUGCCCUGCCUGUACCUGUCAUCGUCUCCAAUUUCAACUACUUCUACCACAGAGAGACGGAGGGCGAGGAGCAGGCACAGUACCUGCACGUGGGCAGCUGUCAGCCUCUAGCAGACACAGAGGAGCUGAGGAAGACUCGCUCCUCAUCCUCACUCAGCAAGAGCGAGUACAUGGUGAUAGAGGAGCACGGGAUCAACAGCGCAUUCAAACAGCAGCCCAACUUUCCCACCACGACGCAAAACAACUCGCAGAAUUGUGUGAACAUAAACAAAAAGAUUUUCACCGACGUGUAGCCACAUUUUUCGAGUCAUGGCCCUGAACACAGGAAGGAGGGGUGUGUGUAAACACACUUCUGUCGUUGCGCUCCAGCGUGUGCAAGCAGCGGUAGAUCAGAUGAAGAGAGAAAGGAAUAGAAAGAGAGAGCAAACCCUGUCCGUUCAGAGACGCUGCUUUGUGUUCCAUUCAAAGUAUCAGAAAUUUUAAUUUCGGUGAUCUGAGUUCAUAAUUGCUCUGUUUUCCUUUUGCGCUUGGAGAGAAAGAGCUCCGUAGACCUACUAUUCUUCUCUUGAGUGAGGGAAUUGACCUGUUGUGCAUUGUGCAAUAGCCAAUAUAUUAUCACAACAGGUAGUAAUAGAAGCUUUAUAAAUGUGAAAGAUGACAUAUAUGCUACUCGAAGAGCACUCACAUUGUAAUAACAUGCGUUAUGAGUCGUGAUUCGUCAGUCAUAGCCUAUGUAUAAUAUUCAGAAUCAUUUAAAUAUGUGUAUGUGGUUAAACACAUGUAAUGUCUGAAAAACACAGUUCUGCAUAUAUUAUCUCAGUUAGAGCGUUCUGUGAUAUGCCUUUAUUGUGCGUUAAAGUCUAGUCCAAAUGCUACUGUCUAUACAAAUAAGCCCCCUAUAACUCCCUGAUAUGAACUGUCCCAGUGGGCUAUUUAAUGCGUAAACGGCACCAUAUAAACACAGUGGCCCCGCCGGCUUGUCAGUGUGUCAUUAUCGGGGCGAGACGCACGUGAAAGCGGACAAAAACACGGUGUGUGCGCGCGCACACACAACGGUGAUCAAAGAUGGCGCGUGCUUCUCUUUGGAUGCCUCAAAUAUAGCCCGCUGUGAUGCAGUCGCCAUGGAGACGGUCGUUUCCUCGGUAACCCCAGUCACCGUUGCCAUGGCGCCCUUGUUUCUACAGUAACCUCCCAGAUGGCUUGGAAGCUAUAUUGAAGAUUUCCAUCAAAAUAGCUCAUCUCCAGUCUCUAAUAAGACUGUUUGGGGGAAAAACAAGCCCAGACAUGCCCAGAAUCCACCCAGUGACUUUAGUAUAGAAACAAAUUGGACUAAGAAGGUCUGUUUAUAAAUUGCCACCAUAAAACGCCCCACCCCAUCCCCACCAAACAUGAACCAGGUACAACUCAGACAGGUGACGAGCCAGGAGUUGCAGCGCGUGAGGAAUUAUGAAUGGGCUGGGAGCACAUUGUGUCUGGCUGUCCUGUGUGCACUACUGCUCGCGCUCAGCAGAGGCUGCUGUUCUCCCACUGAUGGAGCUGGUGAAAGUGGUUCUAUUUUUCUUCACAGACCUCCUGGAACCCCUGACGAUCCCAAUUAUACUGCCUCCCAUUAAGGGGCACAAUGACUCCGGUCUUCCUGUUUGGCCAGAUUGGCCGAAGUUAAGAGUUGAGACAGAAGUCCCAAUGGAUCAAUUUUUCUUCCCUAAUCCUCCUCCUCCUAACUGGUGUCCUCAAACGCGGACUAGGUGCCUACCAGUUCUCCCAGUCCAGUGGAUCACCACUCAAUUCAAAAUGCAACAAAAUGCAAUUGCAAGAAUGACAAAAAACGGACGCUUAAAAUAUUCCAUGUACAGUUUUGUAGCUGCAGUCUUAUGACUGCCUCUGUCCUGGAUAUAACACGCUGUGAGUGGAAGCAUUACAGGAUCAAAAGUGUUUCAGGCAGUGACAGAAUUCAGCCGGGACUGUUAUGAUUUCUCCAUACUGCUUUCUAUACAAAAUUCAAAAGGACACAUUCAGGAAACAGCCAGAAAUUUUGCAAAGCACAUUCAAUGCCUACACUUUACUUGGAUGUCUACAUUCUGUAGUCCUCUUUCUGGGUAAUGACAUUCAUUACGGACAAUAACUGACAAACAGCUUUUGCUUCGAGUCAAAAGUGGCAAAUAACUGAGGCCAAUUGUGAUUUGCUGAUAUGAAACUGUGAUACAAAUCAAAGACUGUUAGCCAUAUGCCUUUUGUUAGCUCUGUGUGCUCUGUAUUGCUAAUAUGUGAAACACACACCUACGUACCUGUGCUGGUUGCAGCUAUUCCCCUGACCUACACAUGGAGAACAAUACAGAGGCAUGCACACAAACACACACAUACACGUGCCUGUGAAUGGCUCUCUUUUAUCCCAGAGUGCUCUGGUGUGUCUUGAGAUGGGUCAGAAUAAUGUCAGGGGAAGGCUGCGUAUGCCAGUAUUUGUUCUGUGUUAUUCUGUGCUGUUUUAAACAUGACCCAUAUAAAGAGA
Messenger RNA from Centropristis striata (black sea bass), 3809 nucleotides. Its product is annotated as potassium voltage-gated channel subfamily A member 3. The transcript is spliced from 3 exons. Gene Ontology annotation, biological process: potassium ion transmembrane transport; protein homooligomerization. Gene Ontology annotation, cellular component: voltage-gated potassium channel complex; membrane. The coding region runs from base 1 to 1596 and encodes 531 amino acids. Gene Ontology annotation, molecular function: protein binding; delayed rectifier potassium channel activity. NCBI's taxonomy places the organism in Eukaryota, Metazoa, Chordata, Actinopteri, Perciformes, Serranidae. The record is from RefSeq and is a predicted model, not a curated record.